AGUCAGGUGAUACUCUGUAUACCAUAAUUAUCGUCAUACGACAAUUGCCCAGACAAAAAAAGCGCCUUUUUGGCAAAACCAUAGUUUUUCUUUGUCUCAAAAAUAUAUAACUCGAAAGUCUGUAUAAAAAAGACAUCACAUUAGAUAGCUGAACUCACAAAAGUUUCCACUCGAUAUAUGUAAUAUACAAAUUAUCAACUUCCUUUUUUUUGUAUUUUUAUUGCAGAACAUUUUAUAAUGGCUACCAAAGCGGCAUAUAAGAGAUUAAACAAGGAAUAUAUAACCCUUCAGAAAAAUCCACCCCCAUAUUUGAUGGCAAAGCCACUUGAAAGUAACAUUUUGGAAUGGCACUAUGUUAUUCGCGGACCUCCUGACACACCUUAUCACAACGGAGAGUAUCAUGGCGUGUUGUUAUUCCCCGCUGAAUAUCCCUUUAAGCCUCCCUCAAUUCGUAUGACAACACCUUCUGGUCGAUUUCAGCCAGACACUAGGUUAUGUUUAUCUAUGUCAGAUUUUCAUCCAAGUACUUGGAAUCCUAGCUGGAGUGUUGCUACUAUAUUGACUGGGUUGUUAAGUUUUAUGACUAGUAAUGAAGCUACUACAGGGAGUAUCAAGACGACGGAUGCUGACAAAAGAAUAUAUGCUUCACGAUCACAUCAAUUCAAUUUGAACGAUUCAAAAUUUAAAGAAAUUUUUCCCGAACUUUGUGUCCCAGAAUGUGUACCUGUUGAAGUUCUUUACCCAAUUAAUAAGUCAUCGUCGUCAUCAAGCGAUGACACCACAACUGUUUGUAAUGAUGCCUUACAAACCGAUAAACAUGCCCUUCAGACAGUAAGACGAAAUGAGGCAAAUCAACAAGGACCCUUAGUGGAUGGUAUAAAUCAAAUUCAACAACGCAGACCCAAUAACCGUAGUGAAAACCCUCUGCGGGGUAUUGUUGCAGGUGGAAAUCUUGCUGAAAAUGCUAAUAGAGCAAAUGGCAGUAAUAAUAAUCCGCAAAGUAAUACUAAUAAUAACAACAAUGUUGCGGGUCAACGAGGAAUUUUCGAUCAAUGGCGUAAAUGGAUAAUAGUAUCUUUGGUAUGUCUUUACCUUGUCAUAACAAAAUUGUUAGCUCGAAGUACAGUUUCGGGCAGCCCUGGAGGAGAACCUAGUAUGUGAUAGAGAAAUCUCAGUUCAACUUGGUGAUUUGCUAUCUGAUUUAAAAGGUAAUUUUGGUGAAAAUUAAUAGGUAAAAAAGUGAAAAAAAGAGGAAAAUUUAUAGUUGCGAUACAUUUGUAAUUGUUUUCAUUUCGUAUUAUUAAAUAACAGAAGAAAGCGACAGUUUUCUUUCCUUUUGUCAUAAUUGACGACAAAUGAUUAAAUCGACUAUAUUUUUACAACAUUUUAGGGGGGCGGGAUCAAAGAAUAUAAUAUACUUUUUAGCAAAAAGGUUAUCUAUCAUUAUGUAAAAAGAAAAAUAUUAUUUGUAUUUUCAUCUUAUUUUAUUUUGGCGUUACAUUAAGAAAACUAGAUAUAAUUUUACGUGUAUAAUCAUUUGACAUAAUAGACGUCAUUGUACGAAAAGUUGGCCUUUUAUUCUACAAUGAUUUUGUUUAUUCUACUUAAAAAAUUUUUGUUGAUCAACUUAAUGG
Messenger RNA from Rhizophagus irregularis DAOM 181602=DAOM 197198, 1634 nucleotides. RefSeq lists its product as uncharacterized. The record is from RefSeq and is a predicted model, not a curated record. Lineage: Eukaryota; Fungi; Glomeromycota; Glomeromycetes; Glomerales; Glomeraceae.